Messenger RNA from Scylla paramamosain (green mud crab), 12564 nucleotides. It is a transcript of the gene Dap160, whose product is annotated as intersectin-2-like. The transcript is spliced from 40 exons. Lineage: Eukaryota; Metazoa; Arthropoda; Malacostraca; Decapoda; Portunidae. The record is from RefSeq and is a predicted model, not a curated record. Bases 131 to 6538 code for a protein of 2135 amino acids. Gene Ontology annotation, biological process: positive regulation of Rho protein signal transduction; intracellular signal transduction. Gene Ontology annotation, molecular function: protein binding; guanyl-nucleotide exchange factor activity; calcium ion binding.
GCUGACGAAGGCGCGUGCAGGGGACACCACCGUGGCCAACUGCGGCGUCGUAGGGACUGACAACGUCCUCAGGCGCCGCACCUUCCUAGAGCAGUGUGAUCGAUCCGUGGCCGUGUGGGAGUAUGUCGAGAUGGCUGACCCGUGGGUGGUAACACCCGGUGAACGAACAAAGCAUGAAGAACAGUUCAAGACUCUGCGGCCUGUGGGGGGAUACAUCACUGGAGAGCAGGCCAAGGGUUUCUUCCUGCAAUCCAGGCUUCCCCCACCUGUACUUGGCAUCAUCUGGGCACUGUCUGAUGUGGAUGGAGAUGGAAAAAUGGAUCUUCAUGAGUUCAGUAUUGCAUGCAAGCUGAUCAACCUGAAGUUACGAGGGUUCACUCUACCAUCUACCCUACCAGCAUCCCUCAAACAGUCUGCCUGUGUUGGUAUUGGAGGGGCACCAGCUCCAGCUCCACUGGGCCCUUCUGCUGCCUCUGGGCCUGUUUCCACUGGAGGGGCUGCUGGGGUUAUGGUUGCAGACCUUACUGCCUGCAGUAAUGGUCUGUCACUCACAUCAGCAAUAUCAUCUGGUCCCAUUGUGUCAACUGUGGUUGUAUCGACUUCUGUACCUACCCCUGCUGCUCCCAUUUCGGCUCCUAUUUCUGUACCUCUUGUCUCAGCCCCUGGUGACUCUAAAGAGGUAUCAUCAUCUUUUGCACCAGUUUGUGCUGAUGCCCCAGCUGUAAUCUCUGCACUAGGUGUAGCAACAGUUCCACCUUGCUUACCUAGUUCUGUUCUGGUGACAGUGCCUGGCACUGUUUCUGGACUACCAAUUGGACCAAAUAUUAUUCCAGAAGCAUCAAUGAACAUGGUAUCAGGUAUUAUACCUGUGUCAGCAGCACCUUGUGUAAUUCUUGGAGUAUCAGCAGGGGCUGGGCAGGAGUCAGUGACUGCAGCUGUUCCUACAGCUGUCCCUCUUGAUACUGCAGAGGCUCAUGCUGGGGCUGCCCCUGCUGCGCCCCUUGGCGGUGGUGUGCCGUUGGCAGGGAUGGCGCCAAUAGUUCCAACACAACCAAUCAUGCCCAUGGCUCCAGCCUCCUCCCAAGCACCUGGUACCACAGUCCCCACGUUACAUGGAGCCUCCGUACCGGUCCCUGUGCCAUCAGCACCCUUGCUGCCAUCAGGAACUCAGCCAGUGGGAUUGCCGUCAUCUCAGCCCAUGGUGCCACCAGCACCAUCCAUGGUGCCAUCAUCCAAGCCUAUGGUGCCUCCAGCAUCACAGCCCCUAGUGGCACCAGUAGCUCCCAUGGUGCCUCAAGCAUCCCAACCCUUGGUGCCACCAGCUUCUCAGCCCUUGGUAGCACCUGUAUCUCAGGCAGUGGCAGCAUCUCCACAGCCAGCACAUGUGGGAGGCAUGGUGGCCCCAGUUGCAGUAUCCAGUGUUCCAAUCACAGCAGCAGUUCCUCCUGGAGCUCCUGUUGCACCCACUGGAGCAGCAGUACAGCGAACUGGCAGUCAGGAGUCUGGGGGUGCCCAAACUCCUGGUGAGUGGGCUGUGCCUCAGACGAGCAAACUCAAGUUCACCCAGGUGUUCAAUAUGUCAGACAGGACCAAGUCUGGAUACCUCUCUGGGGUACAAGCUAGAAAUAUACUCAUACAGUCGCAUUUGCCUCAGCAAAUACUGGCACAAAUUUGGGCACUCUCUGAUGUGGACAACGAUGGGCGGCUGUCAUGUGAAGAGUUUGUGCUGGCCAUGUAUCUCUGUGAGUCAGCCAAGGCAGGAAACAAACUCCCCACUGUCUUGCCAGCAGAACUCAUUCCACCCACCAACCGUCGCCAGCGCACCUCCAGCAUCCACUCCGCUGGUUCAGCAGGAACCCCGGUUGGUGAGGUGAUGGGUGCUCUUGCUGACAACUCCUUUGAGGACAAAAGACGUGAAAACUUUGAGAAAGGCCAGGCAGAGUUGGAGCGGCGGAGGAAGGCUCUCCUUGAUGCACAGAGACGUGAAACAGAAGAGAGACUUCGCCGAGAGAGAGAAGAGGAGGCAAAGAGGGAGAAGGCUCGUCAAGAGGCAGAGCGACGAAGGCAAGAGGAACUAGAGCGUGAGAUGCAGCGACAGCGGGAAAUAGAAGCUCAACGAGAGCAGGAGAGGAAGCGACAAGAGGACAUGAGAGAGCAGGCUCGCAAGGAUGCUGAGUUGCAGAGACAGCAAGAAUGGGAAAAACAGAGACUACAAGAACUCAUGAAUGUGAGGCAGCGACAGCAGGAAAACCUUUUAUCUCUCAAGGCCAAGAACCAAAGUCUUUCCAUAGAGUUCACAACAAAGGAAGACCGAGUUAAGGAGUUAACUCAAAAGAUCAGUGAAACCAGACAAGGAGUGACAGAAGUAAAAGCCACCAUUGACACUAUGCGAUCCACUAGGGACACCUACAUGGCUGACAUGAAUCAGCUGAAGGCAGCUGCUCGGGAGCAGAAUCAGAGGUUGUUAGUUUUGAAUCAAGAAAAGGCACGUCUCAAGGCUCGCAGUACAGCUGCUGCAGGAGCAAGUGGAGCAGAGCAGGCAGCUGUAGAUGCCUCCUUUACAAGCAAGCAGAUGGUCAUCAAGCAACUACAGGAGAAGGUUGACAGCUUGCAAGCAGAGUUGUCAGCCAAAGAGGAAGAUGUGAAUAACAACAUCACAGAUUUGAGUCACAUGAAGGAAGAAAUACAUGCCACCGCUGAAAGAUGUUCCAGCGUCUUCAUUGAAUACUCAGACAAACGAAAGCAGGUGAUGUCUCUUCGAGAAAAGCUUCUGAAUCCAGAUGCUGCGUGGGGUGAUGCUGCUAGUUCAUCUUGGGCAGGUAAAGGGUUUGACAGUGGUGGGGCUGGUGCCUGGACUAGUGCAUGGCCCCCCAGUCAGCCCAAAGAUGCAUGGCCCAGUAGCAGGGGUGAUGUUAGUGGCGCCCCCACCAGUAGUCAACAACCUCAACAGGAACAGGAACAGGAACAGGAACAGGAACAGGAACAGCAGGAACCAGAGUUGCAGCAGCAGCAGCAACAACAGCAGCAGCAGCAGCAGCAGCAGCCACCACCAGUGCCACCACCACCAACACAACAACCCACAGCAGAACAUCAUCAACCUCCAGCACGUCCCCCGCCCCCUUCCACAACCACCACCUCCUCCACUAUGCCCCUCAUGGCCACUACUGGCACUGUUCAUGAGAAGCCGGCAGUACCCCCAGCCCCCCAGAAAGCUGAUGGCAUCAGCAAAACCAACUCCACUUUCAUCACCAACAAUACCAGUGCUGUGGGCUGGGGGGUCCACAAUUCCACAACCUCCUCUUCCUCAACCACCACCACAGCUCCUUGGGGGGCAUUCUCCACCACAACCACCACCACCAUCUCAUCUACCACUUCUACCACACUUUCAGAUAAAGAAGAAAAUGCUGUACCUGGUGAAAACAAAGAGGGAGUCAUGAAACGUCGAGCACUGUACCAGUUUGAUGCUCGCAAUGCUGAUGAGAUCAGCUUCAUGCCUGGAGACAUUAUUGUGGUAACAAUGACAGAGGGAGUUGAGCCAGGAUGGUUAGGAGGUGAACUUCAUGGCCAGACUGGCUGGUUCCCUGAGGCAUACACAGAGCCACUAGACACCAGGGAGGCAGAAGUUGCAUCGGAAUCCCUCGUCAGGACACAGCUGGAAAACAUUCCAGAGGAAGCAGGAGCAAGUGUAGGAGUACAGCAAAGUGUAAUAGGUGAGGCAUUGGCUGUAUUCCCAUGGAGAGCCAAGCAGAGAAACCAUCUAUCGUUCAAUAAAGGAGACCGUAUCACUGUUAGGGAGCAACAGGAGCAAUGGUGGUAUGGAGAACUGAACAAUGUGGGGGGCUGGUUCCCAAGAUCAUUUGCACGCAUGGUGUCUGGUCCUGCUGCUGUCACUUCGCCAGUCACUACUCCUCAGGAGGCCCCAGAGGAACCACCUAUGCCAGAUAAUCUUGUCCAUGAUGAUGUGUCAGAGUUUUAUCAAGCUCUGUAUCCCUAUCAGUCUGGAGAGCCUGGUGACCUUACCUUCAAUGCUGGUGAGAUAAUCCUAGUUGUGAAGAAAGAGGGUGACUGGUGGCAUGGAGUUGCUAACCAGAACACUGGCAUCUUCCCUUCCAACUAUGUGGAGCGUAUGCCUAACCAGUUUAUAACAAGUGCAGGAGACAAAGUUGAGGAAGAGCCUGAGGUGGCAGCUCCCUUGAAGGAUGAGGUGGCAUUGGGGGAGGAGCAGGCUGAGGCAGACCAUCAGGUGGUAGCCAAUGAAGAAAGUAAAGAGGAGCAAGGACAAACUGCAGCCACUCCUGCUACUGUUCAGACUCCUGACUCUGCUAAUCUGAAAGUUAAUCAGGACGACGAGCUAGAAAACAAGGAGGUCAUGGAGCUUUCUAAGUCACCCAGGUCACCAAAGGGUAGCAAGGGAAAGAAACCAGAGAUUGCCACUGUUCUGGCUCCCUAUGAUGCAACCAGCAGCAACCAGCUGAGUCUCCAGCGUGGACAUUUAGUUAUGAUUCGCAAAAAGACAGCAUCUGGCUGGUGGGAAGGUGAACUCCAGGCAAAGGGGAAGAAGCGGCAAAUAGGAUGGUUCCCUGCUACAUAUGUUAAAGUUUUAAUGGGAUCCUCUCGCUCCACCCCUGUUUCCAUGGAGCUAACCAACAAAGAGGACACUCCUCCUGAUCUAUCCCAGCUUUCACCCUCCUCUGGCAACCCACACACCCAGGUCACUGUUACACCACCCACUGAUGAACCAAUGAAGGGACCAAAUGAUGCAUCAAAUGGGUUUGCAGAGCAGGUGGAGGCACUUUAUCCCUACACUGCCAUGAAUGAAGAUGAGUUGACCUUUGAAGCUGGUGCCAUUAUCUCAGUGAUCGACAAGGAGGAUGCUGCCUGGUGGAAAGGUACCCUUGAGGGUGCUAUUGGUGUCUUCCCUUCCAACUAUGUGCAGCCUUACCCCAGUGACUCAGCCGCCAACACUGCUGGGACGCCUGAUGCAGAGGACUCCUUGUGCUAUACAGAUUACAAGAGUGAGGGCCAAGAACAUGGAUCUACCAGGUCCAGUUGGCAUGUUUCCAUGUCAUCCCCAGUGGAGCAGCAGCGACAGAGUGUCAUCCAAGAGAUUCUGCAGACAGAGGCAGUCUACCUUCGAGAGUUGCUGUUGGUGGAGGAGGUGUUCAUCAGAAUCAUGCGUUCUUCAGGCAUUGUAAAUGAGAAGGAACUGGAUUCAUUAUUUGUUAACUGGGAUGAAUUGAUCCUAGCCAACUCAUACUUCAACAAAGCACUAAAGGUGCGGUGCAUGAACAGCAGUGGAGGAGUCAUCACAAUGAUUGGUGAUGUCUUAUGUCAGCAGAUUAGCCAACUGAAGCCUUAUCUCAGGUUCUGCAGCCUCCAGAUGCAUGGUGCCACUCUACUCGGAGAAAAGUGUCGGGCAGGUGGUCCAUGGUCUGACUUAGUGAGGCAGUGUCAAGAGCAUCCACUUAUCCAAGGUCACACCCUCACCUCCUUCCUGCUCAAGCCUAUGCAGAGGAUAACCAGAUACCCACUGCUUAUCAAGCAGCUGCUAAAAUAUACUCCUGAGGGUCACCCUGACUGUUACAACACCCAAGAGGCACUCUCAGCAUCUGAGACGCUUUGUGCACAAGUAAAUGAAGCUGUAAGUCAGAGGGAGAACACAGACAAGUUGGAGUGGAUGCAGAGAUGUGUGACCUGUGAGGGUUUGCAGGAACGCCUCGUCUUUAAUUCUCUCACCAACACUCUGGGUCCAAGGAAGCUCCUGCAUACAGGCACUCUUCACAAGGUCAAAAGUAAACGUGAGCUUGUAGCUUUUCUUCUUAGUGACUUCCUUUUGCUGACAACCCCAAGUAAGUCAGUGUCUUCCUGCACAACUUUAGCAACGUUGGAAAGAGCACUCACUUCCACCACGUGUGCCAUGUAUCGUAAGCCUAUGUUCCUGACUGACCUGAGAGUGGAGGGGGACAAAGACUCAGAGACUUGCUUCACUCUUGUUAGUCCAGCGUGUGGUGACAUUGCUGUAGCAGCACCGACCACUCAUGAAAGAAACAACUGGCUUAAGAAAAUUGCUAUUGCCCAGAAGCACAUUAGUGAUACAGAAAGAUCUCUCCUUCAUCGACAGCAGUCCAAAGAGAAAGACAGGAACAUAAUGGGCCGAGUGUUAGUCACCGUCAUGGCAGGAGUCUCCCUGAGUGAAAAACAUUGUGAGGGUACUCUCCAGUCAUUCUGUGAGGUUAGCCUGGGUUCUCAGGUUCAGCGGACAAGCAUUGCAACAUCACCUCAUCCAAAAUGGGACUCCACCAUGCAGUUCCUUGUUAAAUCUCUUUCAGAGGAUGUGUUGUGCAUCACAGUUUAUGAGAAAGGUUACUUCAAACCAAAUGAAUUUCUUGGCCGAACAGAAAUCAAGAUUCACCAGGUGCACGAGGAGUCACGCCACCAGCCCGGUGCUCAGCCACAAGUCUACAAACUUGCCCUGCAGGAAGCAAAAACGGGUGAGGUUAUUUUGAAAAUUUCUCUUCAACUUUUUGAUCAGUCAUAGCAGAUGUAAUGUUGAAUUUGUGAAUAAUGUUUAACAUGUACAAAACACUAAGUUCUUACUUGCACAAAUGUACACUUUAGUUGAACAUUUUUGCUACAAAACUUCUUUAUUAGUGACUCUCUCUCUCUCUCUCUCUCUCUCUCUCUCUCUCUCUCUCUCUCUCUCUCUCUCUCUCUCUCUCUCUCUCUCUCUCUCUCUCUCUCUCUCUCUCUCUCUCUCUCUCUCUCUCUCUCUCACACACGCACACACACACACACACGUUACAUUUUUAAUUAAAAUAUUACCAAGUGUAUGUGUCAUGUAUGUCAGUCUUGUCAGUCUUGGUUUCCCAUGGUUAGGCCAAAGUGUGUUCUUGUACAUCAGCUGUUUUUUCAUAUGCAUAUUGUAUUGGUUCUUUGUUUAUUACAAAAUUCCAAUAAUAUGCAUGAUGCUGUGAAUAAUCAAGUGUUAGGUAAUCUUCAUAAUUUCGCCAUGUGAUGUGAAAAAAUAUAUUGACUUCAGAUUUGAUUUCCUUAACACAGAAUUAUGCAGGCACUGUAAACAAAACAUUUGCCAAUUCGUGGCAUUCCAUACAAGGAACAUUUCUUUCCUGUUAUGCCAGUGGUGCAACUUACCAUUAUGCAUUUUUAUUUUUUAAAGGUGCACAUACUUAAUGUUCUUCAUCUUAAAUUGUACAAAUGAAAUAUGAUAUUUAUAAGAUUAAAAUCUGACAGGAAAGUAAACAAUAAGUGAAGUAGAUGUGUGUUCUACUUCACACAAAGUUCCUUUCUAUUGCACUCAGGUAUAUGGUUCAUGUGGUGACUGAUUGUGGUGCAGCCUAAUAAAAUGUGUGUCUGAUAAGUGAGUUAAUAUCAAACUUCAUGGAUGUAGCUGAGCACACCAAGGGAGACACUAUAUAUGUCUGACAUACUUAUAUUGAGGUAAUCAUUUCAAAAUAAUUUUCCCUGUUUGUACUUUUAACAUUUAACAAGGAGAGAUGUUUGACGAUCCAGCACCAAAUUCAAACCUAAUGAAUGUGCUGCUUACCAGCAUGUGGAAUGUACCUGCUUUAAUGGGUAACAUUCCUCAUUUGGAUAAAGUGGUUUACUAAAUAAUGCCACAUAAUGGUAGAUCAAGCAAAAUAAUAUGGCUAUGUUUUCAUUUUCACUGGAAUGUCCUUGAAAUCCAGUUAACCUGUCACUAAAAGCAUUAACCAUUUUGAGAAUGUAUAUGAGCUUAUUGUUUUAAAGAUGAAAAUUAUUCAGGCUUUGUAAAUGAACAACCCUCAUAAUGUGAAAAUAGUACUGUAUGUGCUGUAAAUAAUCUGAUCACCGAAUUCACCCUUAUUUUCUGGGACUACAUAAAUCAUCCAAGUAUGUAAGAGGAUUGGUUAUUGUUGUUCUCCAAGAAAAUAAAGGUAAACAAAAAACAUUUAUUUGAAAGAUCACACAUACAUAUAAAAAAAAUGUGUGUGCGGGAUGGUAAUGAGUGAAGAGCGAUGGUAUUUGCAUGAGUAGAGAGACUUCCUGAACAGUCUCACAAGAAGUUCUCCCACAUGUUCUGAUCAAGAAUAAUAUUUUAGAUUUUUAACUGUUUCACUCCUUAUAGUCUUGAGAUACAGACUGCCAGGCUAGGUUUUAGGCACAUUUUGCCAAUUUUUCAAGUAGAUGGGAUUUCAAAGCAGGGGUGAGCAUGAAAAAUUAAUUAUUUGCCUUUUUCAUUCUUCAGUUUUCCAGUUGCUUUCACCAUGUCCUCCCUUCCAAUGUCUUAUUCAUGCAUUCUCCUGCCAGAGACCAUCACUCUCAUACAUGUAUUGAUUGCCUAUCAAAAUAUUUCAUCCAUCUUCAUUUCAUGGUCUCUAUUUCUCUUAACAUAACUUCCAUCUGCAUCUUUCCCCUUAUUCUCUUUGCUUGUGAUGUAUAUUUUUAUUCUUCAUUGUUUCUCAUCCUUACAAUGAAGCCUUUUAUCCUGCUCCCACUUGUCUUCCAAAACCUGCAUUAGCUUUCCUGUUACUCCUGUGCCAUUUACUUCAUUUCUUUUUUUUAAGUUUUAGACAUAUAUUCCUGUUUUCUGGCUUUUAUUCUGGUAGUUUCUUUACAUAUUUUUCUAGUAUUCUUUCUUUAAAAAAUGUACACAAGACAUUGCAUUUUUAAAUUCUUAUGAAAAUUAUAAGCCACUGAUGUGAAACAUGAAAGUGAUCAGAUUUUAUUUACAGCAUUAAGAGUUUCAAACACUACAGAUGUUUCCAUUGUAUGUAUGCGUCCAAUGACAAUCUAUGAGCUCCUUUCUUGUUGGAAGCUAACUUGUGCAUUCACUGUUAAUGUGUCUGGUUUACAAUAAAAACUCAGUGAUACAAAUGUCAAUCUUGUGUGACAGCAGUUUUGGAGGUGUUUUUAUACUCCUCUUCUGAAAUGCCCUAAGUCAUAGAAAGGGGGCAGUUUAGGCAUAUAUGUUUGAUUAUGAAUGAAGCACUGAUUUUUCUUGUGCUUCCAUACUCUAUCCAUAAUGUGUAGAUACUAUUGCUUCCCCUUGUGUUGUUUCAUUUGUUAAAUAAUCAAAAUGCAUUUUCUACACACUCCUCCCAUCUCUUCCUUGGUACUUACAAGAAUUCCAUGCUCUCUCUUCAUUGUUAUAGUCUUUUAAUUUCCUUCCAAAACAAUUUAUUCUCUUUGAAUUUUUCACUUGGCUUCCUAUCAAACUCUUCAUCUAUUCUUCUUUUACUUUUCUCUUAUCAGCUCCUUCACUUCUCUAUUCCAAGGCUUACACUGUUAUCUUUCAUUUAAAUUUCUUCUUGCAUAUUUUUUGUGACAUUUUCUUAAAUGCUCUCAUCUUUUCUUUAUCUUUAUUAUAAAACAACAAAGUGAUGUGCAGCAAUGAUAACAUGUGAUUGUGUGUUAUUAAGGGAAUGUGGAGCAUUGCAUUGUAAGUCUCCUUUUUUUUGGCCAGCACAUGUGUGAGUGGCAGUGGUGAUCAUUCAGAUAAUGGUUGCCAAACUUAUGUUCAUAUUCCAUCUUUGUGAAUCUAGCAGAGCGAGACCUUUACCCCUGCCUGCCUUUCCCUCCUGCCCAUUCUUCCCUUAUUUCAAGUUUAUUCACCUGCCCAUCCUCAUUCAUCCAAAGGCCCAGUGGUCCCUUCUUCUCCUGAUCCUUGUUAUAUUACUUUCACUGGGAGAAAGAAAAGAAAACAUGUAUUCAUAAUUCUAAUAGAUGUAAAAUAGUACUGCACAAAAUAGGUUCAUAAACCGUGCUGGGUGAUCACCAAGGUCAUUGAUGGCGAGGGAAUCAGAUGUCCCUUGAUUGAUACAUACACUAGUUGACUGGUAGCUGCACUGUCAUGUUAUCUGUUAACACAGCAUAUUUUCACAAACUGAUCAAAGGUUGUUACUUAAUAAAUAUCUUGCUGUUUAAGGUGUUUGUAGACUAUAGCUCACAAGAUGCUGUAAUAGUGAAUGGGUCAUGUCAAGCUUCCUUCUCAUUUGCCAGCACUACUGUAAGUUGAUUGAUUCAUAGUAUGUCACAGCAGUACAAAGUCAAGACAUAUGCAAUCUCAUCUAUUGACUAAGUUACAAGUAAAUAAUUCUAAACUUGCAUCCUGAUGUGUCAAGGAAGUCUUAAAAGGAGCAUAUUAUUUAUAUUUUUCAUCCUAUGGUUUUACAGUCAUAGCUGAAAGAUACAUCACAAACAUAUCAUUACAUGUAGGGUUAAUUCUUUGUAGUUUUAAGUUAAUAAUGUAGUUCUAAGCCACACAGUAAGCAUAUCAACAUGUAUGAAGUAUGUAAAUUCUAAGUCUCCUUAAUACCAUGAGAUAUAUUACUGAUAAGUUUUGCCAGUCCUGCAUCUCCUUGCCUGACUGAGGCUCCACACUUGUGAGCAAUGAACAGUGCUGUAUUUUUUGUUGCCCAAACCUCUUACUUAAAAAAGAAAAAAAAAGAAAAAUUGUCGAACAGCACACCACUGAAAUAAAUACAUAUAAUAAAUUCAUCCUUGAUGGUGCUGUUUAGAUAAUUUGCAAGGCAGACAUCAUUUCAGUAUAUUGGUAACCAAUAAAGUUUUCAUGUCAGGAGUGUAAGUGUAGGUUUAUUCAUUAUUUGACUUAAAAUCCAUAUAAUUUAUUUUGAAGUAAUUUAUUUUCAAGUAAAAGGUACUAAAUUAUUUCUAAUCAACUUAUGUAUUAUUAUUGUCAUCAUUAUUAUUAUUAUUAUUAUUAUUAUUAUUAUUAUUAUUAUUAUUAUUAUUAUGAUUAUUAUUAUUAUUAUUAUUAUUUGUGAAACUUCAUUAUGUGUUUUGAAUGCCAAACACCAUGUUUACAUUGGCCAUUGUGAGUUAUCUGAAGAUGACCAGGCUGGCUGGUGAAGAACUGGUUAUUUGAAACAUCUUUGACAAAUGCUCUAGUUUUUAGGCUCCUCUUCCAGAUUUUCUUCUCUUCUCUAGUGUAUAAGUAUACACUGGCAGUGCACAUUUCACUGCCAAGCAUUUAACAUGCUUUUCUAGUCAUUCUUAUCCUUCGUCAUCAAAUGGUCACCCCAGUGUAGUCUACCUGUUCUUAUCACUUCCAUGAUGCGUUCACUUGGAGAGAGUCUUUCACUUACCCAUAGUAGCUUAGUGAAAGUAAGGCAGUGCACAUUGCAGACACUAAUCAUAUCACCAGGGUAGCAAGAGCAUCACUGGGUAACAAGAGCAUCACUAUGCUGCACAGAAUAAUAACUUGUAUCCAUCUUUGACCCCAUUCUUAAGAUUCCCAGUGUAUGUACACUGCAAGUAAAAUAAUUGACAUGACUCUUGUGCCUAUCACACAAUUCCACUGGGCAUGGAAUUGCUAUACUGCACAGUGAAUGAAUUUACAACCUAUAAACUUUGUCACAGCACAUGGUUAGACACUGUUUUCUCUAACACUUAAUCAUAGUUGAUACUUACAUUUUUCUAUGCCAGUACAUUCUAUCUCCUUACAUUUUUCUAUGUCAGUACAUUCUAUCUCCUUAAAAAAAAAAAAUGAACUUUUUUUUUUUUACCUGCAAGCAGUCUUAAAUCCUUUUAAUUCAACAACUUUCAAAGCAGUUUUCUCCCUAAGUCACAGUAAGUACCUAUUCAUAAUUAUGAAGAAUAAAUGGUUUGCUGCAUCCCAGUAUUACCAAGUUAUUUAUUCAUACUGAUUCUUGAACCAGUUAUAAUUUCAGUAUUGAAGCUACUCAUCUCAAAACUUUCUCAUUAGCCUCUUUACUACCCAAUAGGCAGACCUUCUCUAAGUCAGCAAACACAGGUGACCAGUAAUGCAUUAUUUUAACCUCUGGUACAAAAGCAGACAGUGUCUAGUUUCUGAUACUAUGGAGCUUGAAGCUCCAUAGUUUAGAUACAUCACCUUACUCUUUGUACACAUUUUUAGUUACAUAUUUCAACAGUUUUCCAGGAUUACACUUUCUUUAACACUUAGGUUCAUCAAAUGUGUACAUCAGAUCCGCUGCCACUCUUACAUCUAUAUAAUUAAAAAAGAGCUCUCUGUAUCUUAGCAGUUAUUGCAUAGAUAUUACCAAUCUUAUUAAUUCCCUUUAUAUAUUUCUUCCUUUACCAGACAACUUUCUAUACUUGGAAGUGAGCUAUCAACUAGAGCUGUUGUAUGCAAGUUGGCUUUGUAAGACUUUUUUCUUCCUGAGAACUGUAGGUUGUAAAUAUCUUUUUAUUUUACUGUAUUGAAAGUUUUUGAACAUUUUAAUUAAUGUUUUAUGUGAAGAACUAUGUUUGUUUACAUUGCCCCAUCAUAGUCAGUUAUUUUGUUAAUUUCUUAUAAAAUAUAUUAAUUAAAAAUUACUGCAAUAUUGUAGAUUAUCAGACAUGUACACUGUGUUUACUACACUGAACUAUGCUGACAAUUAUUACUUUUCAGGUAUUUGAGAGUAUAUUAUUUAUUUAAUUAGCACCAAGGUUACAAGAUGUGGAUAACCAUAUCGAAGGCUGUUGUAAGAAUAACAAAGUUUGGUAGGAGGCCAAUUACUUUACAAUUACUGGGCAAUGUAUUUUGUUGCACAAGAAUAAAGACAAUCUACUUUGUACAAA